UCUCUUGCUCAAACAGAAUCAGGUUAGGUUAGUUAUAACUUAUAACUAAUAAAGGAUGAAAACCAGAAGCGGACUUCGAUAUCGAACGGAGGAGAUGAAUUGCGAACGGUUAAUACUUAGAACGAAGAAGAGGAUCAGAAGAUUAGAUAUCGUUAGAAAUGGCGAUUGCUUCGAGAAAUUGCCUGACGAUCUCGUCCUUUCUAUUCUCUGCAAACUUAGCGCCUCCGCUAAAUCUCCUUCAGAUUUCUUCAGCGCCUCUUUAACAUGUAAGAGAUUCAGAGAUUUGGCUAUGAAUUCUGUUGUGCUUUCAAGAGCAUCACCGAACAUUGUAGCGGUUAGGGCGAAGAUUUGGUGUGAUUCUGCUCAUCGAUUUUUGAAGAUCUGCGCAGACUCCGGCAAUGUUGAAGCCUGCUAUAUGCUUGGCAUGAUUCGAUUUUAUUGCUUGCAAAAUCGAGGAACUGGAGCUUGUAUGAUGGCGAAAGCGGCGAUGAGUUCUUACGCGCCGGCUCUAUAUUCCCUUGCGGUUAUUCAGUUUAACGGAAGCGGUGGUUCAAAGAACGAUAAGGAUCUACGCGCCGGUGUAGCUCUAUGUGCACGCGCCGCCUUCCUUGGUCACGUUGACGCUCUCCGUGAAUUAGGACACUGUUUUCAAGACGGUUACGGGAUUCGGAAAAAUAUUGUGGAGGGCCGUCGGUUUCUAGUCCAGGCCAACGCGCUUGAGUACGCGGCGGCGGCUUCGGCGAAGACAACGGUGCGGUUUCAGCUGACGCCGCCGUCUAAUAACUCUGGUAGUUUCCCGCUUCUGAGCGAUUUCGGAUGUGACGUGCCGGCUCAAGAGGCACACCCGGCGAACCGGUUUCUGACAGAGUGGUUUGCGAAUCGGGUUGGGAAUGGUGGUGGUGAUGAGGCGUGUUCGGUGCUCCGGUUAUGUUCUCAUGUGGGAUGCGGUCGGCCGGAGACCCGACGGCAUGAGUUCCGGCGGUGCUCCGUGUGUGGACGGGCGAAUUAUUGUUCUCGGGCUUGCCAGGCUAUGGAUUGGAAGAUGCGACACAAGGUGGAGUGUGGACCGGCGGAAUUUUGGGUUGAGGAGGAAGAGGACGAUGGUGGUAACGGUAACGGGGAAUUGGAGGAGGAGGAAGAGGAAGAAGAAGAUGAAGUUGAAGAAUAGGAAACAAUUGACGGAGAGUUAAAAAGUUGACGGCGGCAGGUUUAAAGUGGUAUGAGGUGGGUAAAAAAUGGAUUCACCUUACGGCCAUAUAUUUGUAUAGAGUGGAUCGAAAGGGAAGGGAAAAUACCUUAAAAUUAAAUCAUGUGUAGGUGGUGGUGCUUUUCUCUCAUGGUCAUGGUUAUUAGAUAAUAGAUAGAUAUGUUGAUUCAUCAAUUAUGUAUGUAUGUAUGUAGUUCAACUUAUUUCAAUGAAAUA
Impatiens glandulifera is the source of this 1423-nucleotide messenger RNA. Its product is annotated as F-box protein At1g67340. The transcript has 3 exons. Lineage: Eukaryota; Viridiplantae; Streptophyta; Magnoliopsida; Ericales; Balsaminaceae. The coding region runs from base 56 to 1168 and encodes 370 amino acids. Gene Ontology annotation, molecular function: protein binding. The record is from RefSeq and is a predicted model, not a curated record.